AUGGUUGCAAACCUCACUCUCAAUCAGAGAGGACAAACUAAUGAGGAACACUCUCAUAGGCAACACCAUGAUCAUGGUGAUCAUUCCCAACAUAGUGAUCACAAUAGUUUUCAUCCUUAUAAUCACUAUCAACACCCUCGUAGGAGACACCACCAUCAUAGAGACCAUCAUGUGGAACCCAAAUUAGACCUUCGCCCUUUUUAUGGCAGAGACAAUGUGGAAGAAUAUUUUGAGUGGGAAAUGAAGGUUGAACAAAUUUUUGAGUGUUACCACAUAAAUGAUAGGAGGAGAGUGACCCUAGCCACCUUGACUUUUCAAGGUGCAGCCCUCUAUUGGUGGACCGCCAUAUUUAGAGAUCAAAAGAUGCAUGACGACUAUACCAUCCAAUACUGGAAUGAGUUAAAGACAACCUUGCAUUGGAGGCAUGUUCCAGCCUACUAUGCUAGAGAAGUCAUGGACAAGCUCCAUAGACUUCAAGAAAGAAACAUGAGUGUUAAGGAAUAUAGACAAAAGUUGGAACUCCUCAUGUUAAGAGUUGGAAUCAAAGAGGAAGAGAGAUUCACCAUAGCUAGGUUCCAAAGCGGUCUUAAUUAUGAGAUCAGAGAUAAGGUACAACUUUUACCUUAUUUAGAUCUCAAUGAUUUUGUCCAACUAUGUGUGAGAGUGGAAGAACAAAAUCGAAGGAAAGCUUCCACCAAGAGGACCUAUCCUACCACUUCCACAUAUAGGAAAGACCUUAAGAGGGAGGGUAGUUAUCCGCGGUUUGAUAACACAAGAGAAAGGGAAAGAGAGAAGGACAAAAUCAAAGGUAAAGAGAGAGAUUUGAGACGGGAAAAGGAAAGAGAAAAAGGAACAGAGAGAGAAAAGACUCACAAAGAGCUCACCCAUAAUUCCAGGGGUAGGGAGACUAGGUGUUUUAAGUAUGGGGAAAGAGGACACUACUCUACUGAGUGUCGAAUUAAGAAGUCCACCUAUUUCCUUGAGCAUGAGAGAAAUAGUGAGCAAGCUUCCUCCAGUGAGUCUGAGCUCUCUAUGUCUAACGAAGCACAUGAGGCUCCACCUUGUGAUGGAGAUUUACUUAUGGUCAGACGACUUUUAGAAGCAAAGCCUGUUGAGCUAGAACAAUCUCAGCGACAAAACCUAUUCCACACAUAUUGUAAAUUUUUUGAUAAAACUUGUUUUAUGAUUAUGGAUACUGGUUCUUGUUGCAAUUAUUGUAGCUGUAGAAUGGUGGAAAAGCUAGGCUUAAUUACUACUCCUUGUCCCAAACCUUACAAACUUCAAUGGAUAAAAGAGGAUGAAGGGAUAGUAGUAAAGGAACAAGUAAGUGUACCUAUCUCCAUUGGCAAAUAUGAUGAUCAAAUCAUUUGUGAUAUUGUUCCAAUGGAAGCUGGGCACAUUUUACUUGGGCGCCCUUGGCAAUUUGACAAGAAAGAAUUUGAUGAUUUAUUUCCCAUAGAGGUUCCAAAUGGUUUGCCACCUCUCCGAGGAAUAGAACAUCAAAUUGACUUAAUUCCUAGAGCUAGCCUUCCCAAUAGGCCAGCUUAUAGGACUAACCCUACAGAAACCAAAGAAAUAGAGAAACAAGUCAAUGUUUUAUUGAACAAGGGGUGGAUCCAGAAAAGUCUCAGUCCUUGUGCGGUGCCAGUGUUGUUAGUUCCGAACAAAGAUGGAUCAUGGCGCAUGUUUGGGAAAGAUGGUGUUCAUGUUGAUCCAGACAAAAUCAAAGUUAUCCAAGAAUGGCCUGUUUUGAAAACACUAGGGGAUGUCCGCAGUUUUCUAGGUCUAGCAGGUUUCUAUAGACGAUUUGUAGAAAACUUCUCUACCAUUGUCGCUCCCCUUACUGAGCUUGUAAAGAAGGAUGUGCCAUUCAAAUGGGGUGAUAAACAAAGUUUAGCUUUUAAGACCUUAAAGCAUAAAUUAACACAUGCACUCAUUCCACACUUACCAGAUUUUUCCAAGGCUUUUCAAGUAGAAUGUGAUGCUUCAGGGGUAGGAAUAAGAGUUGUUCUAAUACAAGAAGGUCAUCCUAUAGCUUACUUUAGUGAAAAACUUAGGGGACCAACAUUAAACUAUCCUACUUAUGAUAAGGAGUUAUAUGCCCUUAUUCGUGCAUUAAAGACUUUGGAGCAUUACUUGGUAUCUAGAGAAUUUAUUAUUAACACUGACCAUGAAUCUCUUAAGUAUCUUAAAGGGCAGGGCAAAUUGAACAAAAGACAUGCAAAGUGGGUUGAAUUCCUUGAGCAAUUUCCAUACGUCAUCAAACAUAAGAAGGGAAGUACUAAUGUUGUUGCAUAUGCUUUAUCUAGGCGCCAUGCAUUAUUAGGAUAUCUUUAUAACAAAGGAAAACUUUGCAUACCCCAAGGAUCCAUUAGAAAGCUUCUUAUAAAAGAGAGUCAUGGCGGAGGACUCAUGGGCCAUCAUGGAGUUGAUAAAACUCUACACCUUUUAAAAAGCAAAUUUUCUUGGCCACACAUGAGAGUAGACAUCCAAAAGCAUUGGUGUAGUUGUAUAGCUUGUUUACAAGCUAAAUCCAAAGUUAUGCCCCAUGGACUUACCCCUUGGGAGGAUAUUAGUAUGGACUCUGUCCUAGGUUUACCAAGAACUCCAAAGGGGUUUGAUUCUAUCUUUGUGGUGGUUGAUUGAUUUAGUAAAAUGGCUCACUUCAUACCUUGCCACAAAGUAGAUGAUGCUAGCUAUAUAGCUAAACCCUUCUUCAAAGAAGUAGUUAAAUUACAUGGCUUACCCAAGACUAUAGUUUCAGAUAGAGAUGUUAAGUUUCUUAGCUAUUUUUGGAAAUCAUUAUGGGCCAAGCUAGGAACUAAACUACUAUUCUUUACUACGUGUCACCCACAAACAGAUGGGCAAACCGAAGUAGUCAAUAGAUCUCUAUCCACUCUAUUACAGGUAAUCUUAAGAGGUAAUCAUAAAAUAUGGGAUGAUCAUGUACCUCAAAUAGAAUUUGCUUAUAAUAGAGUAGUCCACAAGACUACUAAUCUUUCUCCUUUUGAGGUUGUUUAUGGUUCUAACCCUAUCACACCUCUUGAUCUACUACCUCUUCCAGAUUCAUCUUCUUUUCUUCAUAAAGAAGGUAUUUCUAAAGUGGAGUUUAUCAAGAAGCUACAUGAAAAGCGUCAGGAGGUCAUUGCAGUGAAGCCAAAGGUUGGCUGUUGGGUUGAGAGCUCGCGGUGUGGCUUGGCUUCCAUUGAAUUGGGUGUUCUGGAGUGCGAGAAUAUUGCUGGCAAGUUAUUUUUGAUUCCUGUUGAUUUUGUUUCGUGCUUGGAAUAA
This is a messenger RNA of Vigna umbellata (rice bean), 3288 nucleotides long. The record is from RefSeq and is a predicted model, not a curated record. Lineage: Eukaryota; Viridiplantae; Streptophyta; Magnoliopsida; Fabales; Fabaceae.